Molecule: messenger RNA, 1385 nt
Organism: Cucurbita maxima (winter squash)
Lineage: Eukaryota; Viridiplantae; Streptophyta; Magnoliopsida; Cucurbitales; Cucurbitaceae
Exons: 4
Coding region: 420-968 (182 amino acids)
Source: RefSeq, a predicted model, not a curated record
CACCGCCAAUUUUACAAUUACUUAAUAAAUACGAAAUUUGAAAAUUAUUUUUAAAAAAAUGGACAAAAAUUUAAAUUUAAAAACCCAAAUACCGAAGCCCAAACCUCCGACCCCAGCGAGUUGGGAACGGUCUUCGUCUUCUUCAUCCGCCUUCUCUCUCUACUUUCUCUCUCUCUCUCUCUGUUCUUAACUUUUUUGUUCUGCUUUUCUGAUUGCUCUGUACACUGCGGCGCUGUUCUUCUUUUUGCUCUUUUCCUUUUGUAUUUGUUUCCCCGUUUACGCCCGCCGGCCCGCGCUGUCCUGGAUUUUCCUUCUUUCAUUCUGUAUAUAAUACUGCUCAACUUUUUGAAGGUUGGAUACUCAACUGCUGCCACUUGAUUUUCAGCUUUAUUUGUCCCUUGGAAUAACCGAAGACGAGUAUGAAUCACUGCGGCAUUCUGUCGAACACCUUCUCGGGUCACGACGAGGAGAUGAGGACCUCUGUUCCGCGUCCCGUUUCAGACGUUAGAGAUCAUAUUGUUUGCCCUAAACCACGGCGUCUUAGUAAUCUACAGGUCGCCGUCAACGGCCACGCCGAUAGCUUUUUCCGGUGGAAUGUUUGUCACCAAGUUGAGCAAAUUGACAUGGCAGCCGGACCGGAUCUACUUGACUUCCUGCUGAAAAAGGAUUGUCGCAGCGUGGAUCAAUCGUUUACGCAGUUGGCUUCGACGCCCCCUUUUUUACGUGGGUCUCCGCCGAGCAGAGUAGCCAACCCAUUGAUUCAGGACGACCGUUUUGGGGAUGAAAAUUUCAUCCCCUUUUCACCGAUCGCUUCACCGUCAGGUCAGUUGUCGCCCCCUACAGCAACCUCCAGGAAGGGAGGCGGCCUAGUAAGGGCGAGUUUUGGGAACAAACCAACGGUGAGGAUUGAGGGUUUCGAUUGCCUGGACAGGGAUAGGCAAAAUUGCAGCAUCCCUGCCUUCGCUUAGAAAACCCAUCUCAAUUUCAAAUCCAUAGAAUACAAAGAUCUCCAAAUACAAUUUGCCCUUCUUUUGUGAAUACUUUUGAAGUGUUCUUUGAAAUGUAAAUGAAAAUCAAUUCCCAUGUAUACAAAAGCUAUGUAUUUUUAAGCUUUUUUUGUCUUUUUUUCAUUUUUUUGAGUCGAUCAAGAACAAGCAACGAUGCGUGGAUGGUCAACCUCUUGUAUUAUAUUUUUGUACUUAGAAGUAAGUCCUAAGGUUGAGGAAAUUUUCAUUGUUGUUCGCUGGUUUUGGGAUGAUUUGUGAGAGAGAGUGAGAGGCAAUUUGUAGAUAUUGCAGAAGAACUUGAAAUGGAGUCUGUAGAAUUGAUCAACAUGUUGAUAUAUUGUAGAACAUUUCUUAUUCUUAAUCUCUGUUCAUCAUCUU